Molecule: messenger RNA, 4703 nt
Organism: Etheostoma spectabile (orangethroat darter)
Lineage: Eukaryota; Metazoa; Chordata; Actinopteri; Perciformes; Percidae
Gene: amph
Product: amphiphysin
Exons: 25
Coding region: 111-3689 (1192 amino acids)
Biological process (GO): synaptic vesicle endocytosis
Cellular component (GO): synaptic vesicle; cytoplasm; plasma membrane
Molecular function (GO): protein binding; phospholipid binding
Source: RefSeq, a predicted model, not a curated record
CACACACACACACACACACCCCCCCCCCUGCUGUGAGUCUGUAAUCUCUCUCUCUCUCUCUCUCUCUCUCUCUCUCUCUCUCUCUCUCUCUCUCUCUCUCUGCGGUCAUCAUGGCGGAAAUAAAAACGGGAAUUUUCGCUAAAAACGUCCAGAAAAGACUGAACCGCGCGCAGGAGAAGGUGCUGCAGAAACUGGGAAAAGCAGACGAGACCAAAGAUGAACAGUUUGAACAAGUGGUCGUCAACUUCAGGAGGCAGGAGUCUGAAGGCGCUCGGCUGCAGAGGGAGAUGAAAGCCUACAUGGCUGCCAUCAAAGGGAUGCAGCAGGCCUCUAUCAACCUGACUCAGUCUCUGCACGAAGUCUACGAACCUGACUGGCACGGGAAAGAUGAUGUCAUGGUCAUUGGGAAGGACUGUGAUGCAAUGUGGGAGGACUUCCAUAACAAACUGGUGGACUCAACGCUGCUAAACCUGGACGAGUACCUGCUCCAGUUUCCAGACCUCAAAACUCGUGUGGCCAAAAGAAGUCGGAAACUCAUUGACUACGACAGCGCUCGCCAUCACAUGGAAACUCUGCAGGUGGCAGGGAUGAAGAAUGACCGAAAGGUGAUGAAGGCAGAAGAAGAGUUGAAAAAGGCUCAGAAAGUGUUUGAUGAAUUGAACGUCGGCCUGCAGGAUGAACUGCCAACUCUGUGGGACAGCCGGGUCGGCUUCUACAUCAGCACCUAUAAGAGCAUAACCAAACUGGAGGCCAAGUUUCACCGCGAGAUCUCUCUGGUCUGCAGACAGCUCUAUGAAGUGAUGACCAAACUGGCUGAGCAGCACUCGGACAAAAUGUUCACCAUCCAAGGAGCUCCGAGUGAUUCCGGGCCGCUGCGACUCGCCCGAACCCCCUCACCUCCAGAUUCUGAGAGUCCACCUGACAGUCCCGACGCCAGCUCCAACCACAUGCUCCGCCCUGUCUCACCUGGACCGCCACGCCCCAAAUCCCCGAUACAGCUUAAAAAGGGGCCACCGGUGCCCCCCCCACCAAAGGCCACACCUACCAAGGAGGUGGCAGAGGAGCAGAUCAUCGACCUAUUUGGAGGAGAAUUUCUACCAGCACCUUCACCAUCGCAGCCCAAUGAACGGCCGGGACAGUCUCUUCUCGACAUGGACUUUGAUGCUUUUCAGCCAGAUGAAAGUGUUUCGCCGAUACCACAGACAGCUGUGCCUUGGGAUAUGUGGUCGGCAAACUCCCAAACAGCUGAGCCUGCUGCAGACACUGGCUUCGUCGCCGACUGGUCUGCUGACUUUGGUUCAUUGGCAGCAAAUGGAGAUGCUGCAGUAGUAGCCGAGGCCCCUGCUGUAGGGCCGGAGGGGGCUGAGGGCGGGGCUCAGGAUUGGGCACAGGAUGGAGUGCAGGAUGGGGAGCAGGCAGAUGGCUGGCAGCCAGCUGCUGAUACAGCUACACCUCUUCAGGACAGGGAGGCAGCCACAACAUCUGAAGAUGAGGUUAGAGGCUGGUACUCUGAAACUAACUCCAACAUUCAUCCCUCUGCAUUCAGAGGCAAUGAAGAUGAGACAGGUCAGGCAAAUUCAGAGGGAGAUGCAGCAUGGCAGGAUGACCGCAGGAAGUCCACUCCAGGACUUAUAUUUACCAACGAGUAUGGUGAAGUGAUUGAGCACAGCACAGAGGACAGAGCAGACAACUGGUCCAGGUCUCCAGAUGGGUCGGGAUCUGAGUAUGAGACCGCUGAGGAGUGGGCUGAUGGGGGUCAGGUGGGAGGCUGGGCGAGUGCCGAUGAUGAGCUUUCAUAUGACGACCAUUCCCCAGGGAACGUCUCAGAUGGGUUAGGAUGUUAUGAUUGUGGAGCAGCAGAUCAGUCUCAAAGUGUAGAAGAAGUUUCAUCAGUAGGCAAAGAAUCAGACAGAAACUGUUCAGCUGAAGAAGAACGGCCAGGUAAACCAACUGAUCUUACAUCAGUAUACACAGAUCGUUCUGAAAGUCGGAGGGAAAGUGCGUUUGACUCAGAUCCUUUUGCAGAUAAACAGGAAGGUGCGUUUGAUUCAGAUCCCUUAACUGAUACACAUGUAGGAGGUGUGUUUGAUAAAGAUCCUUUUGCCGAAACACAGGGAGGUGCGUUUGAUAAAGAUCCUUUUGCUGAAACACAGUUUGGAGACAAGGGGGGUGGUUUUGCGUUUGAUCCCUUUGCGGAGACUUCAGGAGAAGGUGCAGUUGGGAGUGGGUGGGUUUCAGACCCUUUUGCCAACAGUUUCCCAGCAGCCUCAGGGACUGAGGGCCAAGCCUCCAACACAACGUCUUGUCAGGAAGUUAGUCACAGCAGUGACUUCGACUCUCCUUUCCCCCAACAAAACUCUGCAUCUGCAGCUGUUUCUGGAACAGCAGAAGGAAUUAAAGAUUUAAACGUUACCAGAAUUCACAAAGAACCAGAAAAUUCAGACAUGUCCGAAGACGAGGCUGCGAACCGGAGAUUUGGAAAGUUGUACCCAGAGCUAGAUACAGAAAAGGAAGAGGUGGCCAAUGCGUUUAAUGGAUUUUCUCAGGAUGUCACAGCCACAUCAUUUUUUGCGGAUUUUGAUAAGAUGAAUGAAGUUAACCCUGAAUCAACUGAGGCUACAGAAACCUCAGAGACAGAAGCUGCUGAAGUACAAGACAAGCCUGCAGCUCCCUCUGCUGGAGAAAUGAUAGAUGAACCUACAGUUCCCCUUGCUGCAGAAAAGCUAGAGGAACAUACAGCUCCCCCUGCUGGAGAAAAGGUAGAGGAACAUGCAACUCCCCCUGCGGGAGCAAUGGUAGACGAACCUGCAGCUCCCCCUGUUGGAGAAAAGAUAGACGAACCUGCAGCUCCCCCUGCUGGAGACAAGAUAGACGAACCUGCAGCUCCCCCUGCUGGAGACAAGAUAGACGAACCUGCAGCUCCCCCUGCUGGAGACAAGAUAGACGAACCUGCAGCUCCCCCUGCUGGAGACAAGAUAGACGAACCUGCAGCUCCCCCUGCUGGAGAAAAGGUGGAGGACCAUGCAGCUCCCCCUGCUGGAGACAAGUUAGACGAACCUGCAGCUCCCCCUGCUGGAGAAAAGGUGGAGGACCAUGCAGCUCCCCCUGCUGGAGAAAAGGUGGAGGACCAUGCCACUCCCUCAGUUGGUGAAGAAGAUUCAGCAGAAAGUUCUUGCAGCCUUAAGGAGAAGCCUGAUGUAAUGGUUGGGUCUUCAGACUCUGAGAAGGCAGAACGUAGUGAGACUUGUCCCGUUGACGAAGACAAAACAACUCCAGAUGAAGCAGCUCUAUCGGAAAAGAUGCCGAUCCCCUCUGUGGUCAUUGAGCCUGCUUCCAGUAAUGAAGGUGAUGAUGACCGUGAUGCUGACAUCAUCUCUCCCACUGCCAUUAGUGACAAUGGUGUGACGGCUGGAAACCCGGUUAUCAAACACAUGAGUCCGUCUGGGGGGGUGAUGGGACUCCCUGAUGACUUUCUCUACAAGGUGGAGACAAUGCAUGACUUUGAGGCUGCCAAUUCAGAUGAGCUGGAACUAAAGAGAAGCGAUGUGGUGUUGGUGGUUCCUACUGCGUCAGUAGAGGAUCAGGAGGCCGGCUGGCUCACAGGGUUCAAAGAAAGUGAAUGGCUGACACUCGGCACUGGUGCUCACAAAGGACUUUUCCCAGAAAACUUCACUCAGCGUCUUGAGUAAAAGUCUCUUCAGAUGGUGUUAAGAAACGAGCCGAAGCUCAAGUAAAAGCCGUCCAGUCAGCAUGUAGCAAACCCCUGAAGAAACCUGCUGCAAUGGUCUGCUGGACAUCAAGCUUUCUCUGGUAGAUGACACUCUACAAUUUUCUGAAAAUAACAUUCAUAGUAAUAAAAAGUAGAACUAUUCCCAGCAUAACCUAAAACUAAUAAGCAUGACGUAAUAUUAUGGUCUACCCUCUGGAAUUGAGAUGUUUUUUGUUGUUGUUGAGAACAAAAAGAUGUAUGAUUUAAUGGGAAUGUUGCAGUUUCUACAUGUACACAACUACAAAAAGCAGGAAAAGUGUUUCUGAAGAAAAAAAAAGAAAAGCUAACCUUUUUGCACCCAGUGUGUUGUACUGAUUUAGUUUCUCUGCUGGAUAAUAUACCAGAAUCUCUAGUGCUGUGAUCUAUUUAAAUGUUCUUGAGUGUAACAUGAAACUCUUGAGUUUUGUUUUUCAGACAUGUCAUAGCUGUUAUUAAGUGUAGUUCUGUAAAAUCACGGUUGAGCGUAUGUGGCGAUCUUUUCUUUGGCAUAUGUGGGGAUGAAUAAAGUUGCUGUGUUUUAGCCAGAAUAAUGUUGACAUUUAUCAUCUUAGCAUUGGCAAACAAACCGAGCAGAUCCAGCAUGCAUAAGGUUUUAUCAAAGUCAGUAUUCAAAGAAGGAGGAAAUAAAAUAUCUGCCCCUGUUAAAAUGUUUAUAGAAAAGCUGUAUCAUAAAAGAUAUCUUAUGAAAAAAUGGAACCAACCAGAAGACAGUUCAAUCUCAUCAGUGUAUGGUCACAAGGAAGGUAUUAACAAAUGCAAUAUGCAAUCUAUGUUGUUGCUAUAUUUCAGGUCUCCAUAGUCCAAGAGUCGUUUAGAUCAACAUUGAUGAUGUCACUUCCUUUGAUAGUAAAAUUACACUGAAAUGUAAACCGUUUUUGUGAUGUACAAACCAUAAACAUUUAUGUCAAGAUCAAUAAAAAAGACUUCAUGAGGU